GUUCCUUUCGCCCAAACAGGAAGGUCCUGCCCCGAAUUAUCCUAAUCAGUAAUAGAAAUAGAGAAGCUAAUAAAUUCUGGAUAGUUUGGUUUCGAAACGUCCUGCCUGAGAAGGAGAGGGUUUGUCCAAUGUUAGUACGCGGAGGUGAAGCCACUCCUGGAUGUGGAAGUAAGAGAGGGAGAAAGAGCGUUUCUCCCCCCACCCUGUAUAUAUAAAGAAAACACACAGCGCUUCAUAAAGAAAUUAGCUUCAAGAUGGCGAAAGCGUACGAUUAUUUGUUCAAACUACUGCUGAUCGGAGACAGCGGGGUAGGAAAGACUUGUCUCAUUAUCCGCUUCGCCGAUGACAACUUCAAUAGCACUUACAUUUCUACCAUUGGCAUCGACUUCAAGAUCAAGACCAUAGAUGUCGGUGGGAAGAAGAUCAAAUUGCAGGUCUGGGAUACAGCCGGACAGGAAAGGUUUAAAACCAUCACAACUGCAUAUUACAGAGGAGCCAUGGGCAUCAUACUGGUCUACGACAUCACAGACGAGAAGUCGUUCGAAAACAUCCAGAACUGGAUGAAGAGCAUUAAAGAGAACGCCUCCGCAACUGUAGAGCGGAUGUUACUGGGAAACAAGUGUGACAUGGAAAACAAACGGAAGGUGCCCAAGGAUAAAGCGGAGAAGUUGGCCAAGGAUCAUGGGAUUCGAUUCUUUGAAACAAGCGCCAAGUCCAGUUUGAAUGUGGAAGAGGCUUUCCAGACCCUGGCUCACGAUAUAUUGAUAAAAUCAAGCAAGAAGUCAGGCAUCGGUUCUCCAGGCUCCAAGUCUCCGCUGGACAGUCCACAGAAGAGCAGUUCCUCCAAAUGCUCCUUGAUUUAAACCUAGUUAAUCCUGCGCACACCACAGACCACCAGAAACAUCUAUCUGACCAUCUGUGGAUAACUUAUUGAAUUCAACCCUCUGGACCUGUCUGUGUGGGAGGGAUCCGUCAGGUCAUUCUGACCUCUCGUAGUUUGUGCUCACUUGAAUCCACUCCAUCUCCUGUCUCCAACAAUGGGUGAGGCUGCAACCCCUCGACCUCUUCCCUUUAUCUUUCACUUUUUAUUCUUCUUCAUUCUUUCUGUUCUUGUGCUCCCUCUCCUUUUUCUCCUCCCCCCACCUCUCUCCUUCCCCCUCACUCCAUCUCACCCCUCUUCCUUCCCCCUCCCCUCUUCCUUCCCCCCCUUCCUUCCCCCUCCCCUCUCCCUCCCCCCUUCUCCCCUCUCCCCUCUUCCUCCCCUCCCCCUCCCCUCUCCCCUCUUCCUUCCCUCCCCCUCCCCUCUCCCCUCUUCCUCCCCUCCCCUUCCUCUCUCCCCUCUUCCUCCCCCUCCCCUCUCCCCUCUUCCUCCCUCUCCCCCUUUCCUUCCUCUCCCCACUCCCCUCUCCCUCCCCACUCUCCUCUUCCCCCACACUCAAUCUCUCCCCCCUAUCUUCUCUUUUUCUCUCUCUCUCUCUGACAUUCCCCCUCCCCAAUAUGUCGAGCCUGGAAGGGAGUGAUUAAUCGUUGCUUUGCUCUAGGUAUGUGGGUACAACUGCCAUUGAGGGUUGGGUGUGUCCACUUGCCCUUUAUGGGGGAGGGGGAGAUGGAGAUUGGAGACAAGCUACGCAUCAGAACCAUGGUGUUCCUACCAAUGUAUUAUACAGUGCAGUGUUACAGACUUCUACUUUAUUCUUUUUUGAAGAGCAAGACUUUCUUCAGCCUUAGAGUUGCUUUAGCGGGGAAACUAAGUUCCCAACCGGCUACUUGGUAAUUCCCAACCCCUUACGAACAAAGUGAAUAUUCUGAUUACCCAAUGAUGGGACCUGGGUCCUGAGUCGGAGGAUGAUUCUAUUCAAACCCCCCCACCCCCCAUGAACACGUAAACCCCAGAAUGAAAAAGGAAAGCAGGAAGAUACAGGGGCGAAAGGUUAAUCGGUCAAUCUCAUCUCCCCACCCCCCCCCCCCCACCACCACCACAGCUCAUAAAUGCAGGAUGUUGGAAUUCCACAGUAACACACACAAAACGCGGGUGGAGGUUUGCAGGUUGGGCAGCAUCUAUGGAGAGGAAUAAAGAGUCAACUUCUUGGGCUGAGCCCCUUCCUGAACUCUUCAUCCCUCUCCAUGGAUACUGCCUGAUCUGCUGAGUUCCUCAUGGAUUUUGUGUUUGUUUCCACAACUUCAGCUGAUGUGUCUCAGUCACCCAUCCUCUUAGACCAGUAGCCCCAUGUGAGAGGUGAUGAUGGAGAAGCUAAAGACCCCAUACCUGUUACUCAGAGAUGUGGGAUUCGCAGGAUUCCACCUGAGACCAUGGUAAAUGAUAACCUCCAUAGGCUGACCAUAGCCUCACACUCCACUUGACCACCUCUCCCCCCCCAGGGCACUUGCUCUGUCACAGUGGUCUUUCUGAACACCAGAUGCUGCAGGUGCUGGAACUCUGGAGCCACACACACAAAAAGCUGGAGGAACUCAGCAGCUAUGGAAAUAAAUAAACAGUCGCCAUUUUGGGACUUCCGUUGUGUCUGGAAAGGAAGGGGAAGAAGAUUAAGAAGGUGGGAGAGGGCAAGGAGUACAAGCCGGCAGGUGAUAGCUGAGACCAGGUGAGGGGGAAGGUGGAUGAGUGGGGAAGAGGGAGCUGAAGUAAGAAGCUGGGAGGUGAUGAGUGGAAGAGGUAAAGGGCUGAUGAAGAAGGAAUCUCAUAGGAGAGCACAGUGGACCAUGGAAGAAAGAGGAGGAAGAGGGGAACCUGAGGAAGGUGAAGGGCAGGUGAGGAGAAGUGAAGGGAUAACCAGAAUUGUGAAUGGGAAGAGAGAAGGGGAGAGAAAUUACUGGAAGUCAGAGAAAUCAGUGUUCGUGCUGUCAGGUUGGAGGCUACCCAGACGGAAUAUGAAGUGUUGCUCCCCCAACCUGAGAGUGGCCUCAUCGUGGCAGUAGAGGAGGCCAUGGACCAACAUGGAAAUGAGUGGUCAACGGGAGAUCCUGCCUUUUGCAGCAGACACAGUGAAGGUGCUCCAGUUGUGGCUUCUGCCCCCUUCCUUUCCAGUGCUGAAGAAGGGUCUGAACCCGAUACAUUUAACUGUUUAUUUCCCUCCACAGAUGUAGCCUGACCUGCUGAGUUCCUCCAGCAUUUUGUGUUUGUGUGUGUGUGCAGCGGUCUUUAUGUUAGCUGUUGAAGAAGGAGUGGCUCAUCCCGGGAGGUGCUACGCCAAUGCACCCCUCGCUUCCCAGCGCCAACAUGCAUUAGGGAGGGGGACACAAAUAGAAGCUUGUGGCUGCCCUAGUUUGGGAGAAUGGGGGAGGAUCAAAAACAGAUAGUCAUCUCUACCCAGAACACACUCAAACCUAUGUUGUACCCACCGGUUCAAAUGUUGGCGGCCUCCUGUCUUUUUGCACUUCUACCAUUGGUUGGCCUGCCUGCCACUCUGGUCAACAGUGCCAGUGACUGGUCACCCCAGCUGUCCUGGGGAGUACACCUUGUGAACCAGGGCAUCAUCUUUGAGAACCAGGGAAACCAGCUAGGUUGUCUUGACUGCUGCAAUGACAUUGGGCAGAGCUGGUCCAGAGUCUGAGUUGAUAACAGUAACACAGUAAAGCCCAUGGUUUGUUCCGGGCAGGUGUGGGUGUGAGGGGAGAUAGCAGCACCAUUAGUUAUUUUCUCUUGGCUGAAUUGUGCUUGGCAUUUCAAAUCCUUAUUAGUCAUAGUGAGGGAAAUGGGCACUCUGCCCUCUGAGACCAUCAGUCAUCCAUCUACAUGUCCCAUUUUUAAUUCUCCCCACAUUCCCAUCAGCUCCCCACCCCAGAUUCUGCUGUUAAAACCAUAAGAUAUAGGAGUAGAAUCAGGCCAAUCAGCCCUAUUCUCUCCAUAAUCCUUAACCCCACACCAAUCAAAGUCUUGUCCAUCUGUGUCUUCAGUACAUCAAUGACUUGGCCUUCACAGGUUCUCUAUUCUCUGGCUAAGGAAAUCCUUCCUCAUGUCUGUUCUAAAGGGACACCUUUAAUCCGAGGCUGUGCCCUCUGGUCUUAGACUCUCCCACAAUUGGAAACAGCCUCUUCACGUCCCCCCUACCCAGGCCUUUCAGUGAGAUUGCCCCUCCUCCCUCCAUCAUUCUAAACUGUUAUACGUGUACGCAGAGACGAUGAGGCGAGGCUGGUUUGCACAAUGCACUGAGCUGCUGUUCACAGCCCUCUGUGAUUCCCUGACUAGAGCUCCUCUGGCCAAACACUUUGUCCCGAAGGAGAAGCAGGAGCCAGAGAGGUUUAAGAACAUAAGACAUGGGAACAAAAUUAGGUCAUUUGGCCCAUUGAGUCUGCACCACCAUUCCAUCAUCAUCUUCUUAAGCCCGUCACCCCUGUGGGGCACAGGCCGCUGACAGCAGCUCACCAGAGUCCUCUGUCCUGGGCCAGUCUUGGUGAAGAUCCUUCCUCUUCCAGGAUGAGGUUGUUGGACCUUCUGUUGGUGUUUCUGUAGCUCUGGGUUUUAACAGGAUGGGGUUGCUAACCCCA
This is a messenger RNA of Mobula hypostoma (lesser devil ray), 4503 nucleotides long. RefSeq names its product RAB13, member RAS oncogene family (gene rab13). NCBI's taxonomy places the organism in Eukaryota, Metazoa, Chordata, Chondrichthyes, Myliobatiformes, Myliobatidae. Gene Ontology annotation, biological process: Golgi vesicle fusion to target membrane; endocytic recycling; protein secretion. Bases 255 to 863 code for a protein of 202 amino acids. The transcript has 8 exons. Gene Ontology annotation, molecular function: GTPase activity; GTP binding. The record is from RefSeq and is a predicted model, not a curated record. Gene Ontology annotation, cellular component: trans-Golgi network transport vesicle; plasma membrane; synaptic vesicle.